Messenger RNA from Mesitornis unicolor (brown roatelo), 1188 nucleotides. Its product is annotated as septin-10-like. Gene Ontology annotation, molecular function: GTP binding; molecular adaptor activity; GTPase activity. The record is from RefSeq and is a predicted model, not a curated record. NCBI's taxonomy places the organism in Eukaryota, Metazoa, Chordata, Aves, Mesitornithiformes, Mesitornithidae. Gene Ontology annotation, cellular component: cell division site; septin ring; microtubule cytoskeleton. Gene Ontology annotation, biological process: cytoskeleton-dependent cytokinesis.
AUGUGGGAACAAAAGAACCUAAAAGCCAAAGUACGAGAAACGGAGAAGCCUUUCUGUGCGGACCACAAAGCUGAACAGUUUAUCUUUCUUCAUAGCAGUGGCUGUUCAGUCUCAUCAGAACCAGCACUGUCAUCAUCAUCUGUUGCCUGCCACAUGGAGCUUGAUGACUACCGAACCUUAUCCUUGUCCGGGCAUGUUGGUUUUGAUAGUUUACCUGAUCAGCUGGUUAAAAAAUACAUCAAGCAGGGCUUCUGCUUCAACAUUCUUUGCAUUGGGGAAACUGGAUGUGGGAAAUCAACCUUGAUAAGCAGUUUGUUUAAGACCAAUUUUGAUGACCCUGUGUUGAUGCAUUUUCUGCCAAAUGUACGAUUUAGAGCCCAGACUUAUGAACUCUGGGAAAGCAAUAUUCUUUUGGAGCUGACAGUUGUAAAUACAGAGGGAUUUGGUGACCAGAUGGACAGAGAAGACAACUAUCAACCAAUAGUGGAUUAUAUAGAUGAACAAUUUGAAGCCUAUCUUCAGGAUGAACUGAUAAUUAAACCUUCUUUAUUUAGCUACCAGGAUACUCGCAUCCAUGUCUGCCUCUAUUUCAUUUCACCUACAGGCCAUGCCCUAAAAGCCCUAGAUUUGUUAACCAUGAAAAGCAUAGACGAGAAGGUGAACAUUAUACCAAUUAUAGGCAAAGCAGACAGCAUUUCUAAAACUGAACUACGGAAGCUCAAGGACAAAAUCAUGAGUGAAAUAGUUAGUAAUGGCAUCCAGACAUACCAGUUUCCAACUGAUGAUGAAACAGUUUCUAAACUUAAUACCAUCAUGAACGGGCAUUUGCCAUUUGCCGUAGUUGGAAGUACAGAAGAGGUGAAAAUCGGAAACAAAAUGGUGAGAGCUCGUCAGUACCCUUGGGGAGUUGUAGAAGUGGAAAAUGGGAACCACUGUGACCUUGUAAAGCUGCGCAAGGUGCUUGUUUGCAAUAUGAAAGACUUAAAAGAGCAGACCCAUGCACGGUAUUAUGAGUUGUACAGGCGCUGCAGACUGGAGGAGAUGGGCUUCAGUGACAUUGGUCCUGAGAACAAAUCAGACAGUCUACAGGAAGCCUAUGAGGCAGAGAGGCAUGAGUUCUCCCCUGAAGUGCAAAGAAAAGAGGAGGAGAUGAAACAACAGUUUCUAUUGAAAGAAGCAGAGCAACAG